Leptonychotes weddellii (Weddell seal) is the source of this 651-nucleotide messenger RNA. It is a transcript of the gene ANG, whose product is annotated as angiogenin. Lineage: Eukaryota; Metazoa; Chordata; Mammalia; Carnivora; Phocidae. Gene Ontology annotation, biological process: antibacterial humoral response; antimicrobial humoral immune response mediated by antimicrobial peptide; angiogenesis. The record is from RefSeq and is a predicted model, not a curated record. Gene Ontology annotation, molecular function: nucleic acid binding; RNA nuclease activity.
AUGGCCCAUAAGAUCAGAAACAACAUCUUCUGGAUCCAGAUCACCGCAUGUCCUGUCAUGGGCAAGAGUCGGAACCACAAACAUCAGAAAAAGGCAACUGUGGGACAAAAGGCCAUGUUUAUCAAAGUUGGCCUCCCAGAACAAAUCUCUAAUUCAUGUGGGUUAAUGUUUGACCCAGUCAUGCCCAGGGAAAAGUUCGUGUCAGAGAGGAAAGUCCCUGGUGAUGGGCCUGGGGCCCUGUUGUUGGUCUUCAUGCUGGGUCCGGGUCUGACCCCACCAGCCCUGACUCAGGAUGACUCCAGGUACAAACGCUUCCUGACCCAGCACUAUGAUGCCAAACCAAGGGGCCGGAAUGCCAGAUACUGUGAAAGCAUGAUGGAGAGACGAGGCCUGACCACACCCUGCAAAGACAUCAACACCUUUAUUCAUGGCAACAAGGGCAGCAUCAAGGCUAUCUGUGGAAAUAAGAAUGGAAAUCCUUAAGCUUUAAGACUAAGCAAGUCUCCUUUCCAGGUCACCACCUGCAGGCAUGUAGGAGGGUCCCCUCGGCCUCCUUGCCGGUACAGAGCUACCCCAGGGUUCAGACACGUUGUUGUUGCCUGUGAACACGGCUUGCCUGUCCACUUUGAUGAGUCCUUUUUCCGUCCAUAA